CUUCCUAGCGCCGCCUUUAACCAAAACAGGCAACUUUACAACCGGAGUCUGCUGCAGAGAUAUACUCUACUUCAGAUAUCUAAAUUAGGUUUCUACUCAAAUGUCGUACCACGAGAUGAAUUAGACGACUAUAAUCGAGGAAGUGUAUUAUUUGUGUAUUUUAAUAGCGAUUUUUAAAGCUGUACGCUGGUAAUUACAGCUAUGAUGGCGUCCAGCUACAGUGCUAAAGAGGAAGACGGUCAUAUCUCCGGGUCGGCGGGGCUCGGCGGUGCCGCAAUACGGACUAGAAAGCCUGACAACACCGCGUUCAAACAGCAGCGCUUGCCUGCUUGGCAGCCCAUCCUGACUGCGGGGACUGUACUACCCGCUUUUUUCGUCAUCGGCCUCAUCUUUAUCCCCAUAGGAAUCGGCCUGUAUGUUACGUCCAACAACAUCAAAGAGUUCGAGAUCGAUUAUACUGGGACUGACAUGUCGAGCCCGUGUUAUGAAUGCUCUGUAAACUACAGCUGGAACAACACGACUCCAUGCAAAUGUAUUAUUUCCUUUAGCUUAGACCAGGCUUUCGAGAGUAAUGUUUUCAUGUACUACGGCCUCUCAAAUUUUUACCAAAACCAUCGCCGAUAUGUGAAGUCCAGAGAUGACAGCCAGCUCAAUGGAGAUGAUCGCUCACUAAAGGAACCAAGCAAAGAAUGCGAGCCGUACCGUACGAAUGACAACAAGCCUAUUGCCCCAUGUGGAGCUAUUGCUAAUAGCAUGUUUAAUGACACACUGGACUUGUUUUUCAUUGAUCCCAAUGGAACUAAAAACCAAAUUCCCUUGGUCAAAAAAGGAAUUGCAUGGUGGACAGACAAGCAUGUAAAGUUUAGAAACCCUGGGGCCAGUAACCCAAAUCUUACAGCCGUAUUUCUAGAGACCGCAAAGCCAAUCAACUGGCGCAAACCUGUUUAUGAACUGGACGCAGACCCAGAAAACAAUGGCUUCAUAAAUGAGGAUUUCAUUGUGUGGAUGCGCACAGCUGCCCUGCCCACCUUUAGAAAGCUCUACCGCAUCAUACAAAAGAAGAACAUGUCACCCACAUUACCUAAAGGAAAUUACACUCUGGAGGUCACCUACAAUUAUCCCGUCCGCAGCUUUGAAGGCAGGAAGCGAGUUAUCCUCAGCACCAUCUCUUGGAUGGGUGGGAAAAACCCAUUCCUGGGCAUCGCAUACAUUACCGUGGGCUCUAUUUGCUUCUUCCUUGGCAUAGUGCUCCUCUUCAUUCAUCACAAAUACGGAAACCGUAACAACAGCUGUGAUAUUCCUAAUUAAGCUUGCAUGUCACAUGGUGAACAUCCACUGUUCAAACUCCAAUGUCUGUGUGUCUGAAUAGCAUGCACAGUGUAUUGCUUUAGAGGUGCAAGAGAGCAUUUGACCACUUGGAUGUUCUGUUACUUUAUUUCUCAGGAUAAUGAUUUCUGUUUAUGGUUCAUUUCAAGCAUGUAGAUCUGUGUACUUGUUCGCUUAAGACGGGGGUGUCAAAUUCAAUUCCUGGAGGUCCGGUGUCUCUGCAGAGUUUAGAUCCAGCACUAAUCAAACACACCUGAAGCAGCUUCUUAGAAACUUCGAGACAGGUGUUUGACACCCCUGACCUAAGAUGUUUCGAUCGUUGAUGUGUCUAUUUAUGACUAAGGUCAGUGUGAUAUUACAUCCAUGAGAAUGAUGCUGUAUAUGUAAAUGAAUGUAUAUUUGUAUUUCUUGGAGAUGGUUUUACUUUUGGCCAAAGUGAUUUUAAAAACAGGUAAACAUAAUAUAUGAGUAAUUUAUUUUUCACUGUUAAACUUAAAUUCAAAAGGAGACUUAUUUCCUACGUAAAGGCAAAUACCGUAGCUUUGCUACUUUGUAGUGCCAGGUUAUGGUAGCUUUAAUCAAACUUUAAACUUUGGAGGACUUGAAGUUAUUUGGUAUUGAAGAUGUUUGUGCGUCGCUGUGUGUACUUUACGGCUUGCAAGGACCAAACAUUUUGUGUCUGUUUAAUUGAAGCUGUCUCGAGUUUUUCCUUUUUGAAAUCUUUAUUACGCGUUAUGAUUUAAGCAUGUCUGCCGGGCCUCUAACAUAUACGCACUUUAGAAUAUGACAAGCCAUCAGUUUUUAGGAAGUGUGCAUUUUAUUGUUGGAUGAAUAAAAUGUCUAUAUACUAAAA
Messenger RNA from Paramisgurnus dabryanus, 2179 nucleotides. It is a transcript of the gene cdc50ab, whose product is annotated as transmembrane protein 30Ab. Gene Ontology annotation, cellular component: plasma membrane; Golgi apparatus; endoplasmic reticulum. Gene Ontology annotation, biological process: phospholipid translocation. NCBI's taxonomy places the organism in Eukaryota, Metazoa, Chordata, Actinopteri, Cypriniformes, Cobitidae. The record is from RefSeq and is a predicted model, not a curated record.